This is a messenger RNA of Cucurbita pepo subsp. pepo (vegetable marrow), 2630 nucleotides long. NCBI's taxonomy places the organism in Eukaryota, Viridiplantae, Streptophyta, Magnoliopsida, Cucurbitales, Cucurbitaceae. The record is from RefSeq and is a predicted model, not a curated record.
CUUCCUUCUCCCUCCCUCCCUCCCUCCGUUCCCAUUGCCGGGCCGCCGGCCACACUGCAAUCUGCACCAUUUUGUUUUCCCCUUUUCCUUCUUCUCCAUAUCUCCCUCCCUUCUACAACCCGAACCCUCGCCGGCACGCCCUCCUAAGCCCGUUUCUUCCUUCUCUCCCUAUCUCCCUCUCUGCUGCAACCGCGCCGGUGCGCCUGCCCACAGCAUUCUCCUGCUCGUCGCUAAGCAGCUGGGCCCCGUUGGCGGGAACUUCAGCUGGCAGCUAGCCGUCGAACCUUAUACAGCACCCCCGACGGAAGCAACUCUCUCAAUAUUAAAUUCCUUCUGCUCACUCUCACCAUCUUUCCUUAACAUUGCAGCACAUCCACCCUCUCUUCCUUCCAAAAAUCUGAAGAAAAACAGAAGGAAUACAGAAGCGCGCAGCAGUGCUGGCUCUGUGUGAAGGAAAUUUUCGGCAGCAUGUGGAACUGGGGGAACGGCAAUGGAAUGAAGAAACGGCAAAUGAUCGCGCUGGAAUAGAAUCCAGUUUAAACGUGUAGUUGGCUGUUUUGCUCUUUUCGUUUUGGUUCUGAGAAGAAUUUCACUUCCGAGUUCGAAUACGGAUUUAGAGAUUAAUUCUUAGUGCUUUUACAUGGAGGAUCAGAGCUGUAGGAGUGGUAAUCAUAGCGAACACCAGUGGAGAGCUGAGGAAGAGAUUGCUGGAAACUCCGAUGCCCUUAAAGCACUGAGAGAACUGAUCAUUUUCCCACUACUAUUCUCCCAGGAAGCUCAAAAAAUUGGUCUAAGAUGGCCUCGAGGAUUGCUUCUAUACGGACCCCCUGGCACUGGCAAGACGAGCUUAGUACGUGCAAUUGUUCAGGAAUGCGGUGCUCAUUUAACCACUAUCAGUCCCCAUUCAGUUCACAGAGCACAUGCUGGAGAAAGCGAAAAAGUUCUGCGCGAGGCUUUCUCCAAGGCAUCAUCUCAUGCAAUAUCAGGGAAGCCAUCAGUUAUCUUUAUAGAUGAAAUUGAUGCACUUUGUCCACGUCGGGAUUCUAGGAGAGAGCAAAAUGUUCGUAUAACCACUCAACUUUCUAUUCUGAUGGACUCCAAUAAGCAAUCAGCAUCUGGUAGACCACAAGUCGUUAUUGUUGCAUCAACUAACAGAGUGGAUGCCAUCGAUCCAGCACUUAGAAGAUCAGGGCGUUUUGAUGCUGAAAUAGAAGUAACAGCCCCAACUGAGAAUGAACGAUAUCAAAUUCUUAGGCUAUACACAAGGAAGGUUCAAUUGGAUCCAAAAGUGGAUUUACUAGCAAUAGCUGCAUCUUGUAAUGGGUUCGUUGGAGCUGACUUGGAGGCUCUGUGUCGUGAGGCUGCAAUGGCUGCAUUGCAAAGGUGCUCAGGUACAAAUGAGAAUGAGAUUCUCAGUCUGACAACAGAAGACUGGAAGCAUGCAAGAUCUAUUGUUGGCCCAAGUAUGACUAGAGGCAUCACUGUUGAAGUUCCGAAUGUGACUUGGGAUGAUAUUGGAGGACUUAAAGAUUUAAAAAAAAAACUACAGCAGUCGGUUGAAUGGCCCAUCAAACACGCUGCUUCUUUCUCAAAGUUGGGUAUAUCUCCUGCACGGGGGGUUCUUUUGUACGGGCCUCCAGGUUGCUCAAAAACAACCCUUGCUAAAGCAGCUGCAAAUGCUGCUCAAGCGUCCUUUUUUUCACUUAGUGGUGCAGAAAUGUACUCUAUGUAUGUUGGUGAGGGAGAGGCUCUCCUGCGUAACACUUUUAGAAGAGCUCGUCUUUCUGCACCAAGCAUUAUAUUUUUUGAUGAGGCCGAUGUUGUUGCUGCCAAAAGGGGUGGGAGUUCAAGCGGCAAUGUCACCGUGGGAGAGAGGCUUCUAUCUACGUUGUUAACUGAGAUGGAUGGUCUUGAAGAAGCAAAAGGAAUACUAGUUCUAGCUGCUACAAACCGUCCUCAUGCCAUCGAUGCUGCGCUUAUGCGACCAGGACGCUUCGACUUGGUGCUCUACGUACCUCCACCGGAUUUCGAAGCUCGAUACGAGAUACUUCAAGUUCAUACUCGUCCAAUGAAAAUAGGAAAUGACGUCAACCUUAAAAAAAUAGCAGAGGAUACAGAGCUCUUCACUGGGGCCGAACUCGAAGGCCUGUGUAGGGAAGCUGGAAUUGUAGCUUUAAGAGAAGACAUAACUGCUAGUGUUGUGUGUGAUCGUCAUUUCCAGACGGUGAAGGAUUCUUUGAAGCCAGCUUUAACCUCGGCGGAUAUUGACAUCUACUCGACUUUUAUGAAGACCCGUUCUGGUAUGCCUUCACAACAUUCCAAUUUAAGUGUCAAUAAUAGGAUCAACGCUAAAAGAAGUGUGUUUAGCCCCGUCUCUUUGGUUAAACUUGGUUUGAUUGGCUGUUUCUUUGUUGUUCUUGCCAAGUUCUUUCUCUCUGAGAAAUAUAAAGUUGAACAAGAAUUGAAGACUACCUAGGAUUAAGGAUAGGUAUACACAUUUUGAGUGGUUUUGUUAGGGUGAUUACAUUUUUGGACAAAAGCUUAGAGAAAUGUAAAGAUGUGAAUCCAUUAUAGAUUCCUUUUAUCAAAUUAGACCUUAAACUUAAAUAUAUAUAUUGCAAUUUCUACCA